Messenger RNA from Phycodurus eques (leafy seadragon), 3215 nucleotides. It is a transcript of the gene ufsp2, whose product is annotated as ufm1-specific peptidase 2. The transcript has 12 exons. Bases 137 to 1549 code for a protein of 470 amino acids. Lineage: Eukaryota; Metazoa; Chordata; Actinopteri; Syngnathiformes; Syngnathidae. The record is from RefSeq and is a predicted model, not a curated record.
GAUGAUAUUGUGGUCCAAUCAGCUAUCGCGGAAAGAGACACGUUUGAAAACUAUCACGUGACUGACAUGGCAGCCUCCUGUGGCUAAACAACCCAGCUUCGCGUUUCUGCCUUUUUUCCCCCAACAAAACCUGACCAUGAUUGUUGAUUCAAACAGAUUCGAGCCAGGAGACUUUCUCCGUGUGAGAGGACCUCUGGAGCUCAAAUGUCUCCUGGACAGCACAGAUGUGACGAUCAUGCGCAAAGCCAUCUCAAGAACAUUUGAGAACCUACGUUCUCACGUGAACUCUGAAUCCUGUGUCCUGAGAGUCCGGGACAGCCCAGUUGUGAUUUGGCCCAACAAACGUGUUCACGUGACGCCGAAAGAAAUAACUCCAAGCACACCGUGUGAAGAGCUACAUAAGUGGAUAGAGACAGAGGAACGAGAAAUAGCUGGCAAAAGGUCUGCGAAGAAGGGCAAAAAGAGCUCUGCAACGCGGGUGAUCAGCCUUAACCUAAUGACGGAGGUGACAAAGCUCGGUCCCCUCCCUGCACCCAUCCUCUGCAGAACCAUCCGGAAGUCCUACUUCCUGUCUACAGUCCUUCCCAUGGACUGUGUUGUCUGCAUCUCCUGCACUGACACCAUCAAAGGUGCCUGUGAGCGCCUGUUGGAGGCGCUAACACAUCAGCUGCAUGAUAUGGAGCGAGAGAUGUUGCGCCACGCGAAGGGAUCGACGCUGUCGGUCCCAGAGCCUUUCCACUUCCUGCUUCCGGAGUCCAAAGGACUGGUGACGGCCGUCUAUCCUGCUGGGGUGCCCGACUGCCGGCUAGAGGCCCAGCGUAAGGAGCUGCACGAGCGCUUUGAGUUACCGGAAGACCGACCCUAUUUUAGAAGAGCCAACGCUUAUCACUUCCCCAAUGAACCCUACAAAGACGGUUACCUCCGAAACCCUCACCUGGCUCUCACGCAUCCUACCUUGGACGACGGAAGGGUGUACUUGGUGCAGGGGCUGUACAGUUACCACCACUACAUGCAGGACCGCUUGGACGACAACGGCUGGGGCUGCGCUUAUCGCUCCCUGCAGACCAUCUGCUCCUGGUUCCAGCGGCAAGGCUACGUGGAGCGGGCCGUGCCCACUCACAAAGAGAUCCAGCAGGCUUUAGUGGAUGUUGGAGACAAACCAGGAUCCUUUGUGGGAUCUCGUCAGUGGAUUGGAUCCUUCGAAGUUCACGCUGUCCUCAACCAACUCCUCGGGGUCACAUCCAAGAUCUUGUUUGUUAGUCAGGGUUCUGAGAUGGCCUCCAAAGGCAGAGAAUUGGCCAACCACUUCCUGUCUGAGGGGACUCCUGUGAUGAUUGGUGGUGGGGUCUUAGCCCACACCAUCCUGGGCGUUGCGUGGAGCGAGACCACCGGGCAGAUUCGCUUCCUCAUCCUGGACCCUCAUUACACAGGCGCAGAGGACUUGCAGGUCAUCACAGACAAGGGCUGGUGUGGCUGGAAAGGAUCAGAGUUUUGGGAUCAAACCGCAUAUUAUAAUAUGUGUCUCCCCCAGAGACCAAAAGCAAUCUGAUGCACAGCAAUGACGAUGUAAAAUUCCAAAUCACCAAAAUCAUGUCAUGCUAAACCUACUAGCCACUUCAUUGGGUACCUUAGAUGCACAGUCUUAUAAGAUCCAAUACAAGAGCUUGACUUUUACAAAGAUAAUAAUGCUUAUUUUCCAGUGUGAGUCAGAGAGGUAUUCAUUCAAUAACAUGGUUAUUAUUGUGAUUUUAGUCUGGAGUGGUAUGUAACUGCGCUGCAUCACACUGAAAGCUGUUUAUAAUACAGUGGACCACUCCCUGCAUAUUCAAGGUUUGGCAUUCGGAAAUUCAUGUAUUCGGGAAUUUUUAUUUUAUUUUCCCCCCCCAACUAACCUCUGGUAUUUGCAAGACAUUAACGCGGCAAAAAACAAAAAGUAUUGGGGUUUUUUUUGUGGCAAAAUACUUUCUACACUAUGUAUGAUACUUACUGUGUUUAAUUGUUUUUUAAUUGAGACAGGAAAUGGUUGGAUGGCAUUAGAUUUGUGAUUGACAGUCAACGGGAGUGGAUCGAUAAGAUGACGGAGCCCAUGUUUGCUGUGGCUGCUUUUGGCUCGCGAUAGUUUCGCCAAAAUUGGACUAAACACGGCUUCAACGCCAGCACAUUUUUCAUCAUCAUAAGAAUUGUUGAUGUGCACGUACAAGUACUGUACACACGUAGUUCUAUGUGCUUUCUUAGCUGUAAUCUGUUUAUUGUAUUUUGAAAUACACAGCAAUGUUUGAAUAUGUUUGAAAUGCUAUUCAAGUGUUUUGGGAUCAUAGUUUGUGGUAUAUUUAUUGCUUAUACGAUCAAUGCAGGCAGUUAGCGUCACUUUUAGGAGAGCAUCGAUUAUUUGCAGUCGCUUUUUGUUCAGACGCUAUCACUGCAAAUAGCCACUGCGUCCACUGGACUGUUAUUUUCAGUACUUUAGCUACAUCAGGUGGCAAAAAGAUUUGAAACACAUCCAUAGGAAUUACAGCAUAUACAUGCAUAAUGUAAUCUUAUUGGAUCUAAUUAGAUUGCGCUAAUGAUGUGGCUGGUAAGUCUACAUCGCUGACCUGACCAAUUAAAUUGAUCCAUCAAAUUACUGCCAAUAAUCUACCCGAAAUGGAUUACAAAAUCUCAAAAGUAAUUCAACAGCUGCUUUCAUUUGAGCUGCAGGUGGCAGUAAUGUAACUUUUAUGUCCACAUAAAAUUGACUCACAUUAAGAUUCUAUUUUGGAAUGUUCAUGGGCUCAGAUUUCUUUUGCCCAAACAAGUUGAUUAUUACACAAAAUAUCAUCUUGUCCUUACAGAUGAUCCGAAACCUAUGCCAAUUGAAUUUGGGCAAGAGGCGGGGUACAAUUUCUUUGUUUCUGCACCAAAGUACAUUUUCCAGGUAUCUAAGUUUCUUGGAGUUUACGCCUUACUUUGUCAAAAUAGGAUUUUUACUCUUUUCAACCUCUGCAAAUGACGACACGAAAACAAAAAGACGUAAAUAAGAGAGAGGUGAAGUUAACCGUGGAUGAGCUCUUGACUGAUUGAAAUCUUGGGAAUGGAGACUUACAAGGUGGGAAAACAGGGACAGCAACAACAUAGAUGAGAAACAUUGCCCAUGGAGCAUUAAGUAUAUCUCAAGGGCUACUUUUUUUUUUUUUUUUUUUACUUCCGUAUGUAAAGGAGAUUAAUCAGUACUUUUA